This is a messenger RNA of Cuculus canorus (common cuckoo), 7185 nucleotides long. RefSeq names its product ADP ribosylation factor like GTPase 5B (gene ARL5B). The transcript is spliced from 6 exons. Lineage: Eukaryota; Metazoa; Chordata; Aves; Cuculiformes; Cuculidae. The coding region runs from base 5193 to 5621 and encodes 142 amino acids. Gene Ontology annotation, molecular function: GTPase activity; GTP binding. The record is from RefSeq and is a predicted model, not a curated record. Gene Ontology annotation, cellular component: cytoplasm; trans-Golgi network. Gene Ontology annotation, biological process: protein localization to Golgi membrane; intracellular protein transport; vesicle-mediated transport.
UGGUCAGUGACCCAAGAAAAUCACUUCUUGAGGCAAGAAUAAAAAAGGUCGUAAGCAGAUAGCCUUUCCUUCCCUCCUGCCUAGCGCACCCUGCCCCACAAUCAUAGAAUCAUAGAAUAAUUUGGGUUGGGAGGGACCUUAAAGAUCACACAGUUCCACCUCCCCCACCAUGGGCAGGGACAUCCCACUAGAUCAGACUGCCUAAGGUCCCAUCCAACCUGGCCUUGAAAUAGUGGCUCGUGCUCUAAUCCAGGGUUCAAAACUCGUGGAUGCCACCACCUUUAGCUUGGGCAGUCAUCAUAAAAAUAGAAAAUUAUGUUUUGGCUAUUCAUGUAUUUAUUUUAAUGAGUCUUGUUUGCCUACUCUUCUCUGGUUAGAAAAUAAAAUAGUCAAGGAAUUUGUUUGUGUUGUUUUUACUAGAGGCCCUGACUUUGGAGCAGGCAGGUUGAUGUUAAUGGCAUUGUUCUCUCAUCAGGUUUUUCAAGCACAUGCUUCGUUCCCACUUUAAAGUUACUAAAAAUGUAGUUAAGCUUUUUUGUGCAAUGCUUUGUUGCCAAAACAAUUUUGCAAGUUUUGGGAGGCAGGUAUAUAUCCUGUCCUUUUAAUGGUCUCAUCACUGUCCAUGCACGUAAGCCAUUCUAAUUCUGUAAACAGCAGAGCAAAGUCUCAUUAUGUGUACCUUUUAACAUCUAUAUAUCAAACUGUCUUUUUGUGGAAUGGAAGUGGGAGGCAGAUCCAGACCAUCUAUCUUUUCCCUGCAUACACAAUUCCACCGCAUCCUUCCUGAAGUCUUCUAACUAAAUCUUCUGAAUUUGUUGUUGAAGAUUCUUAUUUGUCUGAACUGGAAAACCCAUUUGGUAAGAUUAAAAGUGCCCCCAGUUCUCCCGAAAACUACUAAGUGCUGUCUUGGGUUUUCAUCGAGUACUGCAAUCCGCAACUCCUUUCCUUCGGUGAAGGACUCCAAAGAGAUGUCUAUAAGCAGAGAACUGAUCAAGAGAUGACUUCUGGUGGCUUUUAGUGUUGGUCUCCGUGGUACCUUAUGAUGUCAGUAUUUAUCCUCAAGAUCGAAGAGGGGAAGUUUUGUUGUCUUGGUUUCUUUAUUUUGUUAAUACAUGAUGACAUUAGAUUACCUUAAUGCCAUUUCAUUAGUGGAAAACACGUUUGUUACUACCUAUUAAUUCAUAAAAGGAAAGUUAUUCUUCAUAUAUUUAAAAUGUUAAUGAAAAUUAGUAUCACAGUUAAGAUAAAUGAGGCAGUACCAUGAAAUGCCAUUUGGCUUUUAUCCCAAUGAGAGGCUUCUGGGACAUAUUCUGAUCUUAUUUUGCUGCUGGGUUGUUUUCUUACAGUUUGAUCUGUUGAGGUAUUUUUGCUCCCAUCUUCUUGUGGUGACCAUAGAGAAGAAAGUGAGUUUCUUUUCAUUGCCAAAAUUGAAAUUCCACCAUAGAAAAUUCUCUUAAAAAAUAAAUUUUUGACUCAUCUAGUAGGAAAAUAGUCUCUAGUUACUUGACUGAUUUACUCUAAAUAAUAAUCAUAGAAUCGUUUGGUUGGAAAAAAACUUUGCAAUCAUCGAGUCCAACUGUACCUGUCCACUACUAAACCAUAUCCCUAAGCACCUCAUCUACCUAUCUUUUGAAUACCUCCAGGGAGGGUGACUCAACCACCUCCCCAGGCAGCCUGUUCCAGUGCCUGAUAAACUUUUCGGUGAAGAAUUUUUUUCCUGAUAUCUAAUCUGAACCUCCCCUCGUGCAAUUUAUGGCUAUUUCCUAUCAUCUAAUAUAGUAUAAUAAUAUAUAAUUAACAUUAUUAAUAAUAACCAAGUAUAGUAAUUAUUGAGUUGGUAUUGGUUGCUCUUCUAGUUAAAUAAAGUCUAGAAAAUUUCUUGGAGAAUUCACAGACUGUCCCAUGAAACUGCUUAUUGAGCAGACUAGCACAGUAGCUUACACAAUGGAUUUGGUAAGAGGGAAUAUUCCAAGGGUGCAAAUAAACCCCCAUUUGUGUGGACCAUACCAUCAGUUCAUCAUGGCUAUGAGGGUUGUGCUAAUAGUCUGAAGCACUUGAUACUGGCAAAAUGAAAGGUUAGACCAAGCAAAAAUUUAGAAAGUGCCACCUGUCUGGCAUGAAAUAGAGCAUGGGAGAGGAGGUGUGUCUAAGUGCUGGAAGAUACAGAACAGGAAGUCAUUGGAAUUUCACUCGAGUAUUAAUUAUGCACUGAAGUUUUGUUUUACAUAAAUGUGAAUAAUAGCUGUGCUGAAAAUGCCAAAUCUGAAAGGUAUUUGAUCAAUAAUGUCUGGACAACAUUAAACAAGUAUCUACUGGUGAGCUAAUAACUGUAACUCACAGGAAGGCGACAUGUUGGUGACUCUCUGAAAAAUGCACAUCUGAAGGUAACUUAACAUCUUAAAAUAAACCAAAUGCACUUUUGUCCCUCAGGGUAGAUGGCAGUUAGAGUAAAUGCAUGAUGUAUGGAAAAUUGGGUUCAUUUGGAGUGACUUCUGCUUGCCAGGAAAAUGUUGUAAUGAAGGUACCUGAGGUCCUACUGAAGCACUGAAUGUAAUUUUAUUAUUUUGCAUGUUAUUUUUACUACUUUGCAGUUUGAUUGUUUUAUCAUCUUUUCCAAUAGUAAGGAUGUGGUACUGGAAGGAAGGUUGAGAGACUUGACCUGCUCUGUUUCUAAAGACAUUCAGUGAUAAGCAUCUGUUGACUAAUGUUGUUUGUUGACCUUUUUCUGCAGCAUUUCUUACUAUUUCUAUUCAACUGUUCUAGCCCUAUGACUUUGGUGGCAUUUGGGAGUUGAAUCUGUCAUUCCAUUUCAGCUCACUGUAUGUGCAUCAGAAACUGUUCCGCUUGGUUCAGCCCAUUUUGAUGAUAGUUAGCCCAUUUUGGCAAACCCAGACUGGCUCAUGGUGAAAAAUGUCGUGGUUAAAAUGUUAUUAUGUGGCAUUGACCUGUAAUAGGAACUUUUAGAAAGGAAGAGCCUUUAGCUCUUUUGUGUACUCCUCUGGCAUAAUGCAUCUGCUUUUCCAUUGCAGCGCAUCAUCUACUCUCCACAUCUGCUUUGUGAGAUUAUGGAACUAGAAAAGUUGUAGCGCAGAGCAGUUUAUGGGAACUGGGUAGUGCCUGUGCUGAUCUGCAGAUUGAUAACUUGAGAAAGAGAGGGAGGCUAACAGUCUCUGUCUCAAGCACAGUCUGUCGAGGAAUAUCUGUUUAAUUCUGUGGAUAUGUUUGGAAGCAUUGAUUUCCAGUAUGAGUUUGGCAACAGUCUUUAAGCAGUAGAUGGUUUUGUUUGGGGUGGUGGUCAUAACAGACAAAACUGUUCCAGGGUCUUAUUUAAUCUUCUUGUUUCUGGUCUCCAUGCCUUGUCAGUGCAGGGGUUAAAGCCUGACGGAGGGAGGACAAUAAGCAUUUCUGUGUCAAAAAGCUCUCAAUAUAUAUUGUUCCCUACUUAAGUAGUAAUUGAAUGAUGUGAACUGAAACAAAUACUUUUCUUAUAAGAGAAACAAUUGGCUUUAAAAUAGACUUUAUUCUUUUUUUCUAGAUGACUUACUGAUGGCUUCCUGAUUCUUUUUCCUUACUUUUGAAAUUGACAAAAGCAUUGCCAGAGUAUUGCUUUCAUUUAAAAUAUUUUGCCUUGCAGCCAUUUAAAGUCUAGUUAUAAAGUGUCGAAAGUUCAAACCAAACUUACAAUUAUUUUGAAAAUAACUUUUAAAAGUAUGUUUAAAAAAAACCAGACUUCAGAAAUGACCGGCUUAAGCGAUGGUUCAGUACUCAAAUGGCACAGUUUUCUAAGCAACAUGUAGUAAUUGAAAUAAAUGGUGGAGUAAGUAACUUAUUGCCUGUGUUAGCAAAAGCUGAAAACACUUACUUGACUUAUUGUUCCAUCAAUACUAUCAAGAUGCUCUCAAUGUAGCUAUAAGAAAAAAACAGAAGUGAAUGCCAGCAGCCCUAAUAGAGGCGACUCAGGCAGUUGUCAAUACCUCAUUAUUUUGUGUGUGUAUGUGGCCAAUAGAGUUAUUUAAGUAAAGUUCACAAGUCUGUAUUUUAAUUUUUUUGGAAUGAUAGUCACUCAAAGUCUUCCAGGUUGCUCUGUAUAAAUGCUAUAAAAAUAUGGUGUUAACAUACCAUAAGAAAAAUUAUGGUAAGCUCUGAGUCAAGAUGGUUAAUUUUUUGUCAUUCCACAGUUUACUUCACUCAGGCUUGCUCACAGUUCCCAGACUAUACAGUCAGGUUAGCAGAGAAGACCAUUAUCUGGAAAACCAAAUGGAUUUUGGUUACAGUGACUCCUAAAAGCUACUUUCUUGUAAUCAAGUGUGAGUACAAAAUGUAUUUAAGCAGGUCUUUUUUUUGUGCUUGAAAAAAGACUUCAAGGCAGCUUUUAGUGUGCAGAAUGAAUCCUUAUAUUGAAAUAUCUUUGAGAUUUAGUAAAAUGCUAUUCAAACUGCCUCCUCUUUAGCAGACUUCUGUCUGCUUUGUGUCUUCAGCUGUCAAGCCACCUCUGGUUCUUCAGACUAGAUGUGAGGUUUUUGUUUCACAGCGUGAGAAGUACUAAAGCCCUUUCCAAUAUUCAUUUUUUCUUUCAAAUAUGUUGGAAGAGCAAUGCUUAUCCUUAAAGUAUUUAGAAUUUUUCUUUUUUUUUUUCUUGCAAAUUGGAAAGAGGAAAGGGUAAAAUUAUGGAAAGUUUUGGUCCUUUCAUCACAGAGGCAUAGAGAAGAGUAAGUGGAGAAAAUAGCGUGUUAUAAUGUUAUGUCUUCCUUCUAACACCUGCAAGUUGAUCAUCUUCACUGUCCUAUUAUUUUGUAAUACUACAUUGCCACAGACGAUUUUUUAACAACAUUGUAUGUAUUUUUGAUUUUUUCGAAACAGUCUGCCAGGAAUGGUUGAUAGAAUUCUUUGGAUUCUUUUAAACAAUCUAAUACUGUCCUUUUUCUUCCCUUGUGUAUGCCUACUUUUUCUACUUAUUUUUCCCCUCUUUCUACCUGAUUUAUAAAGACUCUGCUCUUCUCUGGCAACUCUGUUGUGGAUUUUCUUCUUCCUUUGCCAAGAAUGUGGAGGACUGGGAAGGUAUUCAUGAAUACAACACAAACUGAGUUUGAAUACCAACCAGUGAAAGGGAGAAACUUGGGUUAGUCUAGCACAAAGUAAUCAUAGUGGGGCUUGAUAAUGCUGGAAAGACUACUAUUCUUUACCAGUUCUUAAUGAAUGAAGUGGUUCAUACUUCUCCAACCAUAGGAAGCAAUGUAGAAGAAAUAGUGGUGAAAAACACUCAUUUCUUAAUGUGGGAUAUUGGAGGACAAGAAUCACUACGAUCAUCAUGGAAUACAUAUUAUUCAAACACAGAGUUCAUCAUUCUUGUUGUUGACAGCAUUGAUAGAGAGCGACUUUCUAUUACAAAAGAAGAACUUUACAGAAUGCUGGCUCAUGAGGAUUUACGGAAGGCUGCAGUUCUCAUCUUUGCAAACAAGCAGGACAUGAAAGGUUGCAUGACAGCUGCCGAGAUAUCUACAUACCUCACCCUUAGCUCCAUAAAGGAUCACCCGUGGCACAUUCAGUCCUGUUGUGCUUUAACAGGAGAAGGAUUAUGUCAAGGCUUGGAGUGGAUGACCUCCCGUAUUGGAGUGAGAUAGCUUUUUUUUUUUUUUUUUUUUUAUCUUUUCCCCAAAUGAAGAGACUUCUAUUUAUCCUGUGAACAUGUACAUUUCUGUACUUUGGCUGCCGAGGCAGUGACCAUGUUUAAUUUAUAUCAGCCAAGCCCUGAGCUGUACUUGAAUCAAGUGCAGUUGAACUGAUACACAAAAGUAUUUUCUUAAUGUUUUUAAUACACUAAUCUUCAACUGGAUGAACAUAUGUGAAUCUGUUUUCAAGCAUUGAAAUGCCUCUGAAUAUAUAUCCUAACUUUUUCAAUUAUAGCUUUUUAAAAUGUGUUUUGUUGUCAUCAAUAUUUCAUACUUCCUCUUUCUAAAUAGUUUAUAUAACUUACUAACAUAUAUGAGCGCAGUUUGUUUAAUAAUAAUAAUAAAAAAGUAGCAAGUAGUUUGACUAUAUUCUGGCAUAACCUCAGCCUCUAAGGGUAGCCAUAUCUCCACCUGGGCUUCAGUAGAGUUCUAGCCAGCAUGGGAAUGAAUAGUUAUGACUGCAGAUUUUUAAAUGCUGAAUGAGUUAAUAAUAGUUAAUAGUGUGGUGGCUUUUAAUCUGGUACAUAGUUGAAUAUCUGCCUUAAAAGAAAUUAAUUCUCAUUUUCUCUGGUUAGUAGAUCUACGAUAUGAGUCUUUUACUUGAAAAUACAUCUCUGUGUAGUGGAUAAAAAUUUUAUGAAGUGCUGAUUUAGUCGCUUAGGAAUUGAAUACCUUUUAAAAAAUAAACCUCUUGGUAAUUAAAUUUGGAAUCACAGCAGCCAGUGUUAUGUGUAGACUUGCUGUAAUCUGUUAAAAUUUUAAAUACUGUAUACAUGAGCCUUCCUCACCUUCUAGUGAGAGUGCUGAUUUUUAAAUAAAUGCAGGAUCAAAAGGGAAGCCAGGUUUCUAAACAGAUCAAAAUGAUGGUGCUGUAUCUGUAGUCUUCAGAGUGAAGCUAAACUUGACAUUUAUUUACCUACUAUCAAAUGCGUUUUCAAAUUUUGCUGCAGAGAAAAUAUUUUGCCUUAAUUUUUGUUUUUAGUGUUAUUUGCAGGAACAGAGACCUUUUGAUGGUGUUUGGGUUAGGUUCAAUCACCUGAAAUUUAGGACCUGAAAGAUGAAAAAGUAGAGUUUCUAUUUGAAAAACAGAUAGUGAAAGAUUGGACCUUGUAACUCUUUAUUCAAUUUGAAGGGGAUGGUUAGACCUGCAAAGAGACUGUAAAGCUACGGUUGAAGCUCCUUGUGAACAUUAGCCACUAAAACAAACCUCAACCACCAAAGGCUCAAAAAAAUCAUCAUGGUGGAAUGGGAAGAAAACAAAACCAAUAGCAGACAACUGGUUCCUAGUGAAAUCCCAGAAGCAGUCAGGUGUCUUAACCUAUGUAAAUGCUUGGCUUUCCAAAAAGCACUGUUCUGCACUUUUGCAUGCCUGAAAACUACAUGGACUCUUGUUACUGAAACCGUUUUGCUGAUGGACUUAAGCCUUUAAUGACAAAAUGUUUUUGUUAAAUCUUAUUCUGAUAAUUCAUGCACAUUGAGUUUUCUUUAAUAAAAUUAUAAGUUUUGUUAAUUUCAA